CUUGCUACUUUUGGCCGUUUGUAACAACAGCAGCAUCAGACAAGGGAUUACCUAAUGAUGGAAGAAUUGGAAGAUAGUGAAACUCCCCCUGCUGAGGAUCUGUCUCAAUGCAUCACCUGUAAAAGAUGGUUCUUCCCUAAAGUCCUGGAGAGGCAUGCUAAAAUCUGCCACAAGUCAACAACAAAGCGGAGGAAGGUUUUUGACUCCAGUAGACAGCGAGCUGAGGGCACUGAUAUCCCCAUACUCAAACCUAUCAAACCAAAGUCACAAAGUUCAUCUGCUACUGAGAAAGCAGAGCCGCCUAAGAAGCCAUCCAACUGGCGCAAGAAACAUGAGGACUUCAUUGCUACCAUCCGGGCUGCCAAGGCCCUCACUCAGGUCAUUAAGGAUGGGGGACCAUUACCCCCACCUCCUCCUCCUACUUAUGACCCAGACUAUAUUCAGUGCCCUUACUGUCAGCGGCGGUUCAACCAGAGUGCGGCUGACAGACACAUCAAAUUCUGCCAGGAGCAGGCAGCCCGUAUGCCCAACAAGGGCAAGUUAGGAGAUACCAAGAAGCCUCCUGGUCGCACACAGUACAAACCCUCUGCUCCUGUAAAGAAGGUCAACUCUCCUGCUGUGUCAACCAUCCCUUCAGCCUCCUCUCGUUUACCCCAGAGAUCAGGCCUUGGACAGCCCACUGGAAUCCCCUCUGGUAAGGUCUCCUCUGCAGGUUCAAUGAGGAGUAAUCCCUCUGGCCUCACAAGUCCUCCAUCAGGUGUGGGAAGUAAGACACGAGCAGCAAGCUCUGGCUAUGGCUCUGUGAGGAACACUCAUUCUGGAAUAGGACUCAACAAGAAGAAAGCAGACUCCUAUAUAUCAAGGAAUGAUGUCGAUGGCGAUAAUGAAGUCGACAACAGUGGAAUGAAGAGCAAGUUCUGUCAUGCUUGUGGGACCAAGUACCCUGUUGAGUCUGCCAAAUUCUGCUGUGAGUGUGGGGUCAGGAGGAUGUGCAUCUGAUGGCUGUCAGAAGAAGGAGAAAGUAGAGGAAAGCAGAGAUACACCGGUACUCAAGCUAGCAUCAGAGAGUUUUACCAAAACUCAUGAGAAUUUUACAUCCAUCCAUUCUACCCUGUGUUUUCACACUUGGGUCUAGUUUCACAGCAGUAAAGUGGUGUAAUCAGCAGACAGCCCAAUGGUGUUGUGUUUUCUUUUGUAAUUGCUGUAUGGACCAAAAUACAGAUAAGGUGAAUCUGAAUAAAACUAUUAAAGGUUAGGGUUGUGGUUUAGGAAGUGGUCGGUAUGUAUUAUCACAUUUUUCUUGCAGUCCUGCUAAAUGUAGUACAAAUUAUUUUUUCGUAACACAAAUAUAAUAACUUAUCUAGUAUAAAGCUGUGUUAAAAUGAUCAUUUUCAGUAGCUUAUAUGACUGACACAGGAACAACCCACUCAACCCAUUACUAAUUGUAACUGGCUUUUUUCUUACUGCAGGAUUUGCCCACAACAUUGCUGCUUUUUCCACCAGCUCAUACACAUUAUUGCUGUGAAACAAGAGGCCACGGAGGGAUUAAGAAUUUGGUCAUGGGAAAUAUUGUGGUCUGGGUUGGUAUUAUUACAAAAUCUUAAUUUUAGAAUAAUUAAGAAGAGUACCCUGUAGAGGGUUAGGGUUAGUAUCAGUCAAUUAAAGCCAUUGGUGCAUCCUUAGAAGAGAUGUGUACCAAUUGUAGAUACAAGCUAAGAGGUGUGUUGUAAAAUGUGAAAAAGGAGGUAGAGGAAAAGUGUUGGAUAAAUCAUUAAAGGUGGGUUUGAUUGCCCCUGAAUCUCAAUCCCCUGUCAACCGUGAUUUUAAAUGCAUCCCUUAGUCCCAUCUGCCUCCACUUCAUUUACAAACGGAAUAUGCUACUAUUGAAGUGCAAUAUGAUUGACUACUGAAGAAAACAAUGCAUUUUUCUAAAUGAAAAAAAUUUGAAUUUAGGGAAGAUAUCACCUUAGUUUGACACGGGCAACUGCAAAAGUGAACUAACCGUUAAGAUAGUUCUCCCCUUGCCGGCACUUUACAGGCAGUUUGUUUCCAGCUCUCUUAAUGUUACCAUCAUAGGCCUGAUGUCUGUAAAGAAAUGUAGCAUUUACUCAGUCUCUUUUAUUCCCUCUCAUUUUAUACAAUGAAAUGACUUAUUUAUUUUCUUAUCCCCAUUAAUUGUCACUGAAUGAACAAUGACUGCAUCUUUUGUUAAUGUUAUACAGAAUUAAAAUGUGUUUUUAUUUGAAUUAGUAUGAAACCUAAAUGCACUUGGAUAUGUUGCAAUUGUUUUGUUUUUUUUGAAUGUUUAUAUUGAGUCAGUAUUCAAUGCAUUAAUGUUUUUAGGAUUAAAAGUACGGUUACACUACA
Seriola dumerili (greater amberjack) is the source of this 2367-nucleotide messenger RNA. It is a transcript of the gene zc2hc1a, whose product is annotated as zinc finger C2HC-type containing 1A. Bases 55 to 999 code for a protein of 314 amino acids. The record is from RefSeq and is a predicted model, not a curated record. The transcript is spliced from 10 exons. Lineage: Eukaryota; Metazoa; Chordata; Actinopteri; Carangiformes; Carangidae.